AAUAUCGACCUCAUACAAGCAAUAGGCGUCCACAGUAGCGAGCCUCGCUGGGAAGACACGAAAGGCUGGUCCAAACCCUUAUGCCCAUAAUGGAACACGUCGCAAUCGAAGCGAGGCCCGCACCACUAGAAGAAUUGUGCGCGGCAGAAACACCGUCAAGGUUGCUAUGCGCCGAGACGGUGACGCCGAGCGCAAGUGCUCCUCGGAAAAGUCUUACGCUCUCGCUCUUCGUGACCUGGACGACCCUUGGAGGAAAGACGCGGCAUAAUAAUCUCACACUGAGACGGGUGGCGGCCGUUGACGAACUACAGGGCCUGGCAAAGGACCUCAUGACGCGGGCGUUUCCCGACACUACCAUGCCGGCCCACCUAACCACCUCGGCCGCGUGCCGCACAUACUACCACUACACUCCAGACCAGGAGUGCCUGAGCCUGCCAUCGGACGUGGCGCGCACGAACCUGAAGCUGGUGGUGUCGUACGACGGUUGGGAGUUCGUUGUGUACGAGCGGCUGUUGCGGACCGACCCCGCGCAGCCGGCGGACGCGGCGGAGACGCCGCUGCUCGUCACGAUGAUUGAGUUUGAGAGCACGGCCAUGGUGAUCGGCCACCUGGGCAUCCGGGUGCAGCUGGUGUCGUACCCCAUGAUCUCUAUACGCCGGGACUUCCUUGAUGAUGUGGACUUCCGGAUACGAACGGAUCCGGACACCUUCACCGGCAUACUCAGCUAACGACGCUCGAACCUAGAUGGGCAUGAGCCGCUGGAAUAAGCGGCUGUGAGAUUGAGCAGCUGGCGCUUUCAAAGUGUGUUAGAAGGGUGCGGCCCCUGCGGUGUACAGCUAUGUGUGCUAGGGGCAGCUUGCGCACCGCACCGCAUCUCGGCAUCUGGCAUGUGCUACACUGCUGAGCAGGUACCGUAUCAGGUAAUGAGUUAAAACUGGUGGGAGCGUGUGGUAGGAGUGAGGGCGUGCUGAGUUGGUGACUGUACACACAGAGCCGGGCCGCGAGCUGGACGUCGGUCCUCCUCACCGCAACACCGGGGGCCUAGGGAGUCAGUGACUCAGUGUCAAGUCUGUCUGUGUCAACUUGCGGUACUGUUGACGGUGCUGUUUUCUUGGACUCUAAGCAACAGCAUCAAAUGGUGAUGCAAAGUAUAUGGGUAAAUAUGGACCCUAAGUCAUAAGGUUAAGGACCACAUUCUAACCUGGCAGGUGCAUCGAUGGAGAGUGCGGUGCGGAGGCACGCCGGUGACGGUGGUACUUGUGGUGCAGCUAUGCUGUGUUGUCCAGCCGACCAUACCAUAUUGUUACCAUUUACCAUAGAAUGCUGGGUACACAUUAUGCCGAUACGGCUGACUACGGGCUUGGACUUUGCACGGACGUGUGAUUGUGUGAUUGACCUAGACGGCGGCGGAGAGGAAGGCAUGUUGAGGAGUACUGCUUGCGUGUGACUAAGGCGAUGACUGCUGACUCAAGUGCGUGCAUAACUUCUGAUGGUGAUGCGACAAGGACGCUGCACGGUUGAGGAGAACACAUUACCGGUAUAGCAGCAUUGCAGCAAGCGUGUGGGGAGGUGGAGAAUUGCUCUCAGAAACUGUGAGAUUUGGGGCUAUGCGUUGAGAGCCUGGAAACAGGUUGAUGGGUACCGGCGUCACGGCUAACGAGAGCUGGUGAAAGUGUGAAACUGUUGAGCAUCGAAAGCGUAUGUGACCAAAGCAAGAGGUGUUGGGAAUGAUGCAUUAUGUAUCAUAUGGGAGAGUUGGUUGGGCUCGGUUUGUCGGCUGUGUGGGGCGCCAGCCGGAAGGGCGGCGGCGGCAUCGUGCCUUCCCUGGUCCCUGCCGUGCACAGCAAAUUGCCUGUAAGUCCGUUUGGGUUGCAGCUUAUGUAAACACAGAGCCUU
Messenger RNA from Chlamydomonas reinhardtii, 1896 nucleotides. RefSeq lists its product as uncharacterized. The coding region runs from base 90 to 728 and encodes 212 amino acids. The record is from RefSeq and is a predicted model, not a curated record. The transcript has 5 exons. Lineage: Eukaryota; Viridiplantae; Chlorophyta; Chlorophyceae; Chlamydomonadales; Chlamydomonadaceae.